Molecule: messenger RNA, 684 nt
Organism: Trypanosoma theileri
Lineage: Eukaryota; Euglenozoa; Kinetoplastea; Trypanosomatida; Trypanosomatidae
Exons: 1
Coding region: 1-684 (227 amino acids)
Source: RefSeq, a predicted model, not a curated record
AUGUGCCCACUGGCCGGAGGCAGUCAAGCAGUGAAUGAACUUCAGGUGUUUCUCCGGGCAGUUAGUGCAACGCAGCGGCGCUGGGCAAAGCGAAUUGCUACACAAGAAGCCAAGGUGCGACGUCUUAUGAUUUUUGAGGAAAAUUGUCGGAAGAAACUCCGGAAAAGUGUCCUUAGGUCUACUAAUGAACAGUUAAAAUAUCUUGUGAGUACCGACCCUUUGGGUAGCAUGGAAGUAAAACUUCCUCCCCGUGGUGCAUUUAGCGCUUUUAACAUUCCUGUUAAGCAAGCCAGUGGUUUUUCUGUGUUUGCGAUGGCAAGACUUCAUGCUUUUCCAGCAGCAGUGCCAGAAGUCUCACAGAUGAGCUUUAUUGCCGAUCUUCUAAGCGCAUGGGAGAUUCUGCCGCCUCGUAAGAAGGAGGAAUAUGAAGCUUUUGCGGAAAGCAUCAGAAACUCAAGUUCUGGUAGUUGUCUUGGGCAAAAUGAUGAUCAAUCAUCUACAGACUUAAUGGAUGAGGAUAACAGUACAUGGGAGUCUCGCGCAUACAGCAGCUUUCUUCGCGAAGGGCGGCAGCAACUGGAGGCUUCAGUGGGGCCACUUAAAGACUCUGAUUGGCUUUCAAUAGCGCCGAAGGAAUGGGAAAGUAUUACUCUGCGGCAGAAAAGGGUUUAUUCACGUCAAUAG